Molecule: messenger RNA, 4498 nt
Organism: Phacochoerus africanus (Common warthog)
Lineage: Eukaryota; Metazoa; Chordata; Mammalia; Artiodactyla; Suidae
Gene: MCTP2
Product: multiple C2 and transmembrane domain containing 2
Exons: 24
Coding region: 253-2946 (897 amino acids)
Biological process (GO): regulation of neurotransmitter secretion
Cellular component (GO): synaptic vesicle membrane
Molecular function (GO): calcium ion binding
Source: RefSeq, a predicted model, not a curated record
CCUGGAGGAGGGGCCGGCGGGCGCGGGCCGAGGAAGUUGGGCGGCCCGGCUCGAUGCCCCCGCCCCCGCCGCGUCCUGGAGGCUCCCAGCGCGUGCGAGGGACGGAGGUGGUGGCGGCGGGGUCCGGGUAGGUGAGGGGCGUGCGACGGCCCCUCUUCAGUCCCUGGGACGCAGCCUCGGACAGGCGGUCACUGACGUGUCUCAUAGAGACACACUCUUUCCCAGAGUGUCUUCCUGGGUCUUCAUGCAGCCAUGGAUCUGGACAAACCGUCUGUCUGGGGCUCAUUAAAACAGCGGACCAGGCCUUUGUUAAUCAACCUGAGCAAGAGGAAGGUGAAAAAGAACUCAAACAAACCCCUGGACUUAAGGGCCAGGCAUUGUCUGGACCGCCGCCUUAGCCUCUCUGUCCCUGACCUCCUGGAGGCCGAGGCCUUGGCCCCGGAGGGGCGGCCAUACUCCGGUCCCCAGUCAUCCUACACCUCGGUGCCCAGCAGCCUGUCAACUGCAGGGAUCUUCCCCAAAAGUAGUAGUAGCUCCUUGAAACAGUCUGAAGAAGAAUUGGAUUGGAGUCAGGAGGAAGCGGGCCACCACCAUGUUGUGGAAACGGACUCUGAGGAGACCUACGUCUCGCCCGCCGAGGACAGGAGGGCGUCCAGCAAUGGCAUCUUUGAUCUGUUCCAGAAAACCCCCCUUGGAGAGGAUGGACCAGAAGAGUCAGAGAAGCUCUGUGGAAGCACUGAUCUGAAUGCUUCUCUGACAUCUCAGCAUUUUGAAGAGCAAUCUACUCUCAGGGAAGCCGGUGAUGGCUUGAGUCACCUGCCCAGCCCCUUUGCCUACCUCCUCACCAUACACUUGAAGGAAGGCCGGAACCUGGUCAUCCGGGAUCGCUGCGGCACGAGUGAUCCUUAUGUGAAAUUUAAGCUGAAUGGGAAGACUCUGUACAAAAGUAAAGUCAUAUACAAGAACUUGAAUCCAGUUUGGGAUGAGAUAGUCGUAUUGCCAAUCCAAAGCCUUGAUCAAAAGCUCCGUGUAAAGGUGUAUGAUAGAGAUUUAACUACAUCUGAUUUCAUGGGUUCUGCAUUUGUCAUUCUGAGCGAUCUUGAACUUAACAGAACGACUGAACACAUUUUAAAAUUGGAAGAUCCAAACAGUUUAGAAGAUGACAUGGGAGUGAUUAUAUUAAAUCUGAACCUAGUAGUAAAACAGGGUGAUUUCAAGAGACAUCGUUGGUCAAAUCGGAAGCGGUUAAGUGCCAGCAAGUCCUCUUUGAUACGCAACCUACGGCUCUCAGAGUCCUUGAAAAAGAACCAACUCUGGAACGGGAUUAUAAGUAUAACUUUGUUGGAAGGAAAGAAUGUCUCAGGAGGAAGCAUGACAGAGAUGUUUGUCCAGUUAAAACUGGGAGAUCAGAGGUAUAAAAGUAAGACACUGUGUAAGAGUGCAAAUCCGCAGUGGCGGGAACAGUUUGACUUUCACUACUUCUCUGACAGGAUGGGCAUUUUGGACAUUGAAGUGUGGGGAAAGGACAGCAAAAAGCACGAGGAGCGUCUGGGCACGUGUAAAGUGGAUAUCUCAGCGCUCCCGCUCAAGCAAGCCAACUGCUUGGAGCUGCCCCUGGAGAGCUGCCCGGGGACUCUCCUGAUGCUCAUCACCCUCACGCCCUGUGCGGGAGUCUCAGUCUCAGAUCUGUGUGUGUGCCCCUUGGCAGACCCCAGCGAAAGGAAGCAGAUCGCCCAGCGAUUUUGCUUACAGAACUCCCUGAAAGAUAUGAAGGACGUCGGCCUUUUACAAGUGAAGGUUUUAAAGGCGGUAGAUCUCUUAGCAGCAGAUUUCUCAGGGAAGAGCGAUCCCUUUUGCUUGUUGGAGUUAGGAAAUGACCGGCUUCAGACACAUACCAUUUACAAAAACCUCAACCCUGAGUGGAACAAAGUUUUUACAUUUCCCAUUAAAGAUAUCCAUGAUGUUUUGGAAGUGACAGUGUUUGAUGAAGAUGGAGAUAAACCUCCCGAUUUUCUUGGAAAAGUUGCCAUUCCUUUGUUGUCUAUUCGAGAUGGACAAACAAACUGUUACGUAUUGAAGAAUAAAGAUUUAGAACAAGCUUUUAAAGGAGUUAUUUACUUGGAGAUGGACCUCAUAUAUAACCCGAUCAAAGCAAGUAUUCGGACCUUUACUCCCAGAGAAAAGCGCUUCAUUGAAGAUAGCCGCAAGCUGUCCAAAAAGAUCUUAUCAAGAGAUGUAGACCGUGUGAAAAGAAUCACCAUGGCAAUAUGGAAUACAAUACAGUUCCUUAAAAGCUGCUUCCAGUGGGAAUCCACAUGGAGAAGUACAGUAGCAUUCGUGGUGUUUUUAGUCACUGUCUGGAAUUUUGAACUGUACAUGAUCCCACUGGCAUUAUUGCUGCUCUUUGUCUACAAUUUCAUCAGACCCACGAAAGGGAAGGUUGGCAGCAUCCAGGAAAGCCAGGAGAGCACAGACGUAGAUGAGGAGGAAGAUGACGAUGACAAGCCCCCUCAUAUGAUACCAGAUGAGAAUCCUGCUGCAAGCCAAAGACACAUGCUGGAAUCUGAGAAAAAGGGCUUAAUUGAAAGAAUCUAUAUGGUACAGGAUAUUGUUUCAACCGUCCAGAACAUCUUGGAGGAAGUAGCUUCUUUUGGAGAAAGAAUUAAAAACACAUUUAACUGGACGGUCCCAUUCCUUUCAUUCCUGGCCUGUUUGAUACUGGCAGUGGCCACCAUCACUUUGUAUUUCAUUCCACUCCGGUACAUCAUUUUAAUCUGGGGCAUAAAUAAAUUUACGAAGAAGCUUCGAAAUCCCUAUGCCAUCGACAAUAAUGAGCUACUCGACUUCCUCUCCAGGGUACCAUCUGAUGUUCAAAAGGUGCAGUACGCGGAACUGAAGCCCUGCAGCAGCCAGAGCCCCCUUCGGAAGAAGCGCAGUGCGCUCUAGGACACACGCGACUUUGGCCGCCAGCACCCGAUUCCAUGUUGGGUUGAUUAGACCAGUGUCCCCUCUCGUUGCGUGGUAUCUGUGCUGUCGUUCUAAAACAUGUGCCGAGUGGAACCCUCUCUGUAUUCCCCCCUUCUUCACCUCACAGAUGCACACACGUGUGCACAUCCAUGUGCACGGGCAUCCUGGUUGCAUCUCGAGUCAACCCAGCAAAAAGAAACCAUCCGGAGACUGUGAAAGACUAGCAUCCCUUCUCAAAAGACUAACAUCUCUUCUCAAAUGGGAGAUAAAGCAAGGAAGGCUUCCCUGGGUCUGAGCAUCCUCCUUGAAAACAGCCAGGAGUCCACUUGGAUUCAAGCAUGACUUUGAACUUGUUUUCACACCUCUCGUUAAGAUUCAGUUAGUUCCAUGCCCCAGUGCACCCCCACCCCCGCUCCUUUCAGAUGACUCUUCACGAGUCAGUUUUUUUCUCUGAGUUCACAAGUCUUUGAUAGCCACCAUCUACCCAAAGAAUGUAUAUUAUAAAUAGAUUUUUUAAAAUAAUUACCAGGAUUAGCCCAGUUCUUUGGGGAUCUUUCAACUGAGACUACGAAAGACCUACGUGUAAAAUGUCAGUAAGCUGCUGGGUGCUGGAUGCCAGCCUACAUCGUUGUCCAUUGCUGGCAGUGGAUGCCCCAGGAAUGGCUCAAGGGAAUCGGCCAUCCAAAAAGUAAAGAUUUCAUGAAAGGAUUUGGUUGCCAUUACUUCUGACUUGACUUUUUGCUCUUUUCCCAAAUGAAAGAUCUCUGUUUGUAGUUUAAGAAAGAGGGGGAGGGGGAUGAAUGAAUGAAUUCUGAAAGUAUUUAAAAAAAGGGCUGAGGAGCAAGGGACUAAUGUAUGUGGCUGCUUAUCUGAUUGUCAUAAUGCCUUCAUUUGCUUGCAUUUUUAAGGAAGUAAAUCUGCUGUAGCAGUCCAAAUUGAUCUUUUGUUCCCGAGCAAAAUAAGCUACACAUAAUAAAAAUAUAUCUCAGAACCCCAUUCCUAUAAAAGUACCAUCCGGAAGUCCUCCUUUGAAUGUAUCUGAUUCCUAUAGACUUUAUCAUUUCACAGUUAUUCCCCCCCAAGUAAAAAAAAAAUGCCAAUUUUUGUGCAUAUAUAAAAUGUAUGCAAAUAUCUUUUUCAAAUAAUAUUUAAAUUGUAAAGACUUUUGUUGACACAUACUUUGUAUGUGCAGUUAUAUAUAUAUAUAUAUAUAUAUAUAAAAUAUAUAUUUGUGUGUGUGUAUUGUAAGGAAAAGUUGAGGUAAAGAGGUCUGAUUUAAUAGUUUUACUAUGUUUUUUUUCCCUUCUCAGUUGUAAUUUAAUAAUCUUCAAACAAAAUGUUUAUGAAAAAUGCCAAAGAUUCUAAACCUUAUCAUCCUGUGUCUGUUUUUCUUCAUAUUCUAUCUUCCUGGGUUGCUUUCUGGCUGAGCCAGAUUUCUGCAUGAUUUGAUUUACUUCAAGUUAAUGAAGCUGGCUGAAAAAGAACCUUGCAGAAAUUAUAAAAGCUCCAGUAAAUCUCUGAGUUGUACAUA